Menidia menidia (Atlantic silverside) is the source of this 474-nucleotide messenger RNA. NCBI's taxonomy places the organism in Eukaryota, Metazoa, Chordata, Actinopteri, Atheriniformes, Atherinopsidae. The record is from the annotation of a GenBank genome assembly.
AUGUGCAUCAUCGCAAUAUUGCAAGUACGUGGUGAUGUGGAGGACCUCUUUAAUUCAGCGGCGAUGUCGCAGUGCAUGGCCUCCCACCUCUGCCUGCAGGCCCUACCGCUCAUCUCACUGCUGCUCUUCCUGUCCUCUACUGGCGGGAGCUUUGAGGCUCUCACCCCAGGAUGUCACCUACAUCCCUUUAAUGUGACCAUACGCAGUGAUCGCCGGGGGACAUGUAAGGGCACCCAUCUUGUCUACGCCUGUGUGGGUUACUGUGAGUCUAGCGCCUUCCCCUCUAGAUACUCCGUACUGGUGGCCUCCAACUUCACCCACAACAUCACCUCUGCUUCCCGAUGCUGCACCAUCAGCAAAGACGCCAAGAUCAAAGUUCGCCUGGACUGCCCCCGGGGGCGCCACCACGAUGAAAUAGAGAUCCUGACAGCGAAGGCUUGUCGCUGUGACAUGUGCCGCAAGUCUCGCUACUGA